This is a messenger RNA of Danio aesculapii, 3838 nucleotides long. RefSeq names its product oocyte zinc finger protein XlCOF6-like. The transcript has 2 exons. The record is from RefSeq and is a predicted model, not a curated record. NCBI's taxonomy places the organism in Eukaryota, Metazoa, Chordata, Actinopteri, Cypriniformes, Danionidae. The coding region runs from base 285 to 2669 and encodes 794 amino acids.
GGGUAAGCAGAUCCACGCCUACUAGGGGUGAGCGAUGGGAAUGACAAAACAUUCUGAUCCAGCAUGACAUCACGACGCCUCGUUGCUCACAAUCACGUGACCUCGCCACUUUGAUAUGCGUCUUUAUCCGCUAACAUCCCAAAGCUUAUUUAAACAGUGUUUGAACGCCAAAUAAAUCAGUGGUUAGAAUCAUUCUGUAUGCAGAUAAUGUAUUUAAUAUAGUGAAUGAAGUCUGACUGGUGGAGACAGCUGAACAAAGCUGCACUGAACAUUUCCUGGUGAAGAUGGAGCAGAAUGAAAACAAUCAGGCAACACAGACACCAGAUGAGGAGACGAAAACCUGCCAACCGUCAUAUGGACAUGAACAGAUGAGGGAAAGACCCAAUCUGAAGAUAUCAGGAAAACAUCAAAAUAGGACGUCUUUCAUUCAACAAUCUAAAUCAAAGCAACACAAACGAAUUUACACUGAAGACACUGAACCAAGGCCUUUCACUUGCGCUCAGUGUAGAAAGAGUUAUGUGAAACAACGACAUCUUUUCUUUCACAUGAGAGUUCAUACAGGAGAGAAGCCUCUGAUAUCCCCUCAGUUUGGAAAGCUCUUUGCACAGCAAAGACAAAUGAGAGUUCACACUGUAGAGAAAGCUUUUUCCUGCCCUCAAUGUGGAAAGAGUUUCACCGUGAAGGGUACUCUCGAGAGCCACAUGCGAAUUCAUACUGGAGAAAGGCCUUUUAUCUGCCCUCAGUGUGGAAGGACUUUCAUAUUAAAACAAAGCCUUGAGAGACACAUCCGAACUCGCACGGGAGAGAAGCCUUUUACAUGCUCCGAGUGUGGAUUGAACUUCAUAGGAAAGCAAAAGCUUAAUAUUCACAUCAGAAUUCACACCGGAGAGCAGCCUUUUACUUGUCCACAGUGCGGAAAGACUUUCAUUUUCAAGCAAAGCCUUGAGAGACACUUAAAAAGUCACACUGGAGAAAAGUCUUAUGUAUGUUCUGCAUGUGGGAAGAGCUUCGCUGAGAGACACAAGCUUAAAAUUCACAUGAGGAUUCACACCGGAGAGAAGCCUUUCACAUGCCCUCAGUGUGGAAAGAGCUUUAGGGUAAGCCGGAGCCUUAAGAGACACAUUAGCAUGCACACCGGAGAGAAACCAUACGCUUGCACGCAAUGUGCAAAGUGUUACACUGUAAAACAACAUCUUGAGAAUCACAUGAGAGUUCACACCGGAGAGAAACCUUUUAUUUGCUCCGAAUGUGGAAACUGUUUUAUGGAUCAACGGCAACUUGUAAUUCACACAAGAAUUCACACUGGAGAGAAGCCUUAUACUUGCUCUAAAUGCGGAAAGAGUUUCAUGCAACAAGGACAGUUAACAUAUCACAUGCGGAUUCACACCGGAGUGAAACCCUUUUCUUGUUCUCAAUGUGAAAAGAGAUUCACUCUGAAAAGUACUCUCGAUAGCCACAUGCGAAUUCACACCGGAGAGAAGCCUUAUGUUUGCUUUCAGUGUGGGAAGUGUUUCAAGCAACAAGGACAACUUCAAGUUCACAUGACAACUCACACCGGCGAGAAGCCUUUCGUAUGCUCGUACUGCAUGAGGUGCUUCACUCUGAAAUACUGCCUUGAGAGGCACAUCCGAAUUCACACCGGAGAGAAACCAUUCACCUGCUCUCAAUGUGGGAGGGGCUUCACAGAGAAACAAAAGCUUGUCGUUCACAUGCGGAUUCACUCCGGAGAGAAACCUUUCAGCUGUUCUGAGUGUGGAAGGAGGUUCACUGUAAACCGGAGCCUAAAGAGACACAUGAUUGUUCACGCUGGAGAGAAACCUUUCUCUUGCUCGCAGUGUGGGAAGUGUUUCGCGCAACAAGCACAGCUUCAGAGUCACUCCGGAAUUCACACCGGAAAGAAACCGUUCAUCUGCUCCCAAUGUGGGAAGUGUUUCACAGAGAGCAGGAACCUUAGGAGGCACAUGCGCGUUCACGAUGUAAACAGUUUAAUCGGUUGCCCUCAGUGUGAAAAGUGUUUCGUGCAUCAAAGACAGCUUAAAAGUCACUUAAGAGUUCACGCUGGAGAGAAGCCUUAUACGUGCUCAGCGUGUGGAAAGGGGUUCAGAGUCAAGCAAGGACUCACAAGACACAAAGUAACUCACACUGGAGAGAAGCAUUUCAUCUGCUCCGAGUGUGGAAAGAGAUUCAUGCAGCAAGGGCACCUGCAGAAUCACAUGAAAAUCCACACCGGAGAGAAGCCUUUCAGCUGCUCUGAAUGUGGAAAGAGUUUCACCAUGAAUAUCACUCUAAAGAGACACAUGAAGAUUCACACUGGAGAGAAGCCUUAUAACUGUCCCUACUGCGCAAUGAGUUUCCCAGAGAAACCAGGACUUGAGAGACACAUGAGGAUUCACACCGGAGAAAGACCGUUCUCCUGUUCUGUGUGCGGAAAGGGUUUCAUGCAACAGGGACACCUUCAGAGUCACAUCAGGAUUCACACCGGAGAGAAAGCGUUCAUCUGCUCUGAGUGUGGAAAGGGUUUCGCUGUCAAACAAAGCCUUAAAAUUCACAUGAGAAUCCACACUAGAGAGAAGCCUAUAGACAGCGUGCAGGAAUCACCUAAGUGCGACAUGGGUUUAGAUGAUGUGAAGACAGGCAAAGUGUACCAGGACACUGGAAGAUCUGUUUAAGCAAGUCAUCAUGAUUAAUAUAACAGCAUUGGGAGAGUUUGGUCAGAAAAAGUACAUUGUAUGUACACACAUAAUACAAUCAGAACUGAUUAAUAGCGUGUUGUAAAUGGCACUAAGUGCAGCAACCUUUGUUGUAAUAUUCAUUCAUUCAUUCAUUCAUUUUCCUUCGGCUUAGUCCCUUAUUUAUCAGGGGUCACCACAGCGUAAUGAACCACCAACUAUUCCAGCAUAUGUUUUACACAGCAGAUGCCCUUCCAGCCGCAACCCAGUACUGAGAAACACCCAUAUAUUGUUGCAUUCACACACACUCUCAUACACUACAGUCAAUUUUAUUUACCCAAUUCACCUAUUGGGUCAUUACCCAAUUCACCUAGCACAUGUGUUUGGACUUUGAGGGAAAGCGGAGGAAACACAGAGCACAAGAGCAUUGGCAAUCUCCACACAGAAAUGCCAACUGGCCCAGCCCGGACUCAAACCAGCGACCUUCUUGCUGUGAGGUGACAGGGCUAACCACUGAGCCACCGUGCUGUCCCUCUUUAUUGUAAUAUAAAUUUUUAUUUAUUUUUUUAAAUACCAACUUUAACAGAAUUGGUCCUAGUAAAUUAAGGCUGCGUAUGAAAUUGCAUACUAUAUAGUAUGUUUAAAACAGUAUGCGAGCUGAUUAGUAUAUGCGAAUUCAAAGUAUUCAAAAAAAGUAUACAAGGAGUACCUGGAUACCUACUACUUCCGGUAAUAAUCUGAAGUGCGCAUCUAAGGGAUGCUACACUGUCCCAUGAUGCCCUGAGAGAAUUUAUGAAUGGAAGUGAAGUGGCGCAACUGACGCAGGCAGGUCAUGUGAUAAUGACAAAAGAGCGUAUUUAGUACAUCCGAGUUCCAUUGAGACUACUCACGUUCAUACUGUAUAGAACAUACUUUUCAAAUGGUUGUGUAGUAAAUUCAAAUGUAGCACACACUGAGUAGUAGGUGAUUUCGGACGCAGCCUAAGUCAGUCAUAAUAAUUAUUAUUCAAAUUAUUUUCAGAAAUUUAUUGAAAUUUGUCCUAUAUAUUAAAUUUGUCCUUAAAUAUUUCCUAUACAAUGCAGUAUAUAUGAUUUUUGUCCGUUUUGUAAUUGUGUAAAUUAUUGUACAAAAAUAUUUAAGAUUAAAAAUCUGCAGUGCAAAUUGGAAAA